Anoplopoma fimbria (sablefish) is the source of this 2530-nucleotide messenger RNA. It is a transcript of the gene prkar1b, whose product is annotated as protein kinase, cAMP-dependent, regulatory, type I, beta. Bases 110 to 1252 code for a protein of 380 amino acids. Gene Ontology annotation, biological process: regulation of protein phosphorylation. NCBI's taxonomy places the organism in Eukaryota, Metazoa, Chordata, Actinopteri, Perciformes, Anoplopomatidae. The transcript is spliced from 11 exons. Gene Ontology annotation, molecular function: cAMP-dependent protein kinase regulator activity. The record is from RefSeq and is a predicted model, not a curated record. Gene Ontology annotation, cellular component: cAMP-dependent protein kinase complex.
GGCAGAGCAGCAGCAGCACCAGCAUCCCGGCUAACCUCUCCAAUCUCCCACCACCAGCGAGGUGUUUCCUCCCUCAGCAUCCUCCAGAAACAACGAGAUAAAAGAUAAGAUGGCCACCUCCUCCUCCACUCUGGAAGAAGACGAGAGCUUGAAGGGCUGUGAAAUAUUUGUUCAGAAGCACAACAUCCAGCAGAUCCUCAAAGAGUGCAUUGUGAACCUCUGCAUCGCUAAGCCUGAGCGUCCUAUGAAGUUCCUGCGGGAGCAUUUUGAAAAGCUGGAGAAGGAAGAAUGCAAGCAGAUCAUGGCACGUCAGAAAUCUAACAGCCAGUCCGACUCACACGACGAUGAAGUUUCUCCCCCACCGCCCAACCCUGUUGUUAAGGCCCGGCGCCGCAGGGGAGGGGUCAGCGCCGAGGUGUACACUGAAGAGGACGCUGUCAGCUACGUACGCAAGGUGAUCCCUAAGGACUACAAGACCAUGACCGCCUUGGCCAAAGCCAUCUCCAAGAAUGUGCUGUUUGCUCACCUGGACGAUAACGAAAGAAGUGACAUAUUUGACGCCAUGUUCCCAGUCACCCACAUCGCGGGGGAAACAGUCAUCCAGCAAGGCGAUGAAGGAGACAACUUCUAUGUGAUUGACCAAGGUGAAGUGGACGUGUAUGUGAACGGGGAGUGGGUGACCAACAUUGGAGAAGGAGGUAGUUUUGGAGAGCUGGCCCUCAUCUAUGGGACUCCCAGAGCUGCGACCGUCAAGGCCAAGACUGAUCUUAAACUGUGGGGCAUCGACCGAGACAGCUACCGGCGCAUCCUCAUGGGAAGCACACUGAGGAAGAGAAAGAUGUAUGAAGAAUUCCUCAGCAAGGUGUCCAUCCUUGAGUCUUUGGAUAAGUGGGAACGUCUGACUGUGGCUGAUGCUCUGGAGCCAGUUCAGUUUGAAGACGGGGAGAAGAUAGUGGUGCAAGGAGAACCUGGGGAUGACUUCUUCAUUAUAACAGAGGGAAUAGCCUCUGUUCUGCAGCGCAGGUCUGACAACGAGGAGUACGUGGAGGUCGGGCGCCUGGGACCCUCUGACUACUUUGGUGAAAUCGCCCUGCUGCUGAACCGUCCAAGGGCAGCCACCGUAGUCGCUCGCGGUCCUCUCAAGUGUGUGAAGCUGGACCGGCCCCGCUUUGAGCGUGUGCUGGGGCCGUGCUCAGAGAUCCUCAAGAGGAACAUCCAGAGAUACAACAGCUUCAUCUCCCUUACUGUGUGACAUGUCGGCCCCCCUGGGCCCCACCAGCAGGGGUGGGCAGCAUCAGCAUCAGAGUUUGGGUCCGUGGGUGGGAAUAAGUGAGGAUGCAGGGUAAAAGACAUGGGUUUUAAAUCCACAACUACAGGGCGCUCAUUUCUUGCCUUUUUUUUUUCGAUUUUGCGCAUUUCUUUUUUCUUUUUGAUCUUGUGCACUUGACAUGUUCUGACACGUAGCUUUUUUGUCAAAACCAACAUUCAGAAGUGUAAAAAUCAGAGCGAGGACAGAGGUCAUUCAACUCAUUAAAUACUGUAAAUGAGUCAUAUAUACAGUGUGGCAACUGUAUGUGAUGCAUGCUUAUAGACUGACCAAGAAUGGCGUUUGCACUUUCAUGAAUUUAUGAAGGGUACGGAUGAAUUGAGGAACUAAGAAGGAAGUAAAGUCAUGUUUACGUACAGUGGGAGGAAGUAAGUACACGUUUAUUUAUUUUCGCUGGCUGUUGUUUGCCUUUUUUUCACUUCUGGGUGUGCGUGGUGCCAUUUCUAGGUCAUAUCAGACCGGCACUACACAGACUGCUGUUCCCCUAAAACGUAGAUGUACAGGUUUGAAGAAAACUAAAUAUUUUGCCGUUUCAUUUUGUAUGCUUCUUAAGUGUUCUUUUACUGCAAUUAUCAGUUGGGGGUUUGUUACAGGCAGUCCGAUGUUGAGUUAAGAUUUUAACAUUAUGUCAGCCAAAAGAACUAACAAGUUUUUUUUUUUUCUCAAGAGAUUUUCUCGGUCCCAUUAAUCCCUGAAGCGAUUCAGUGUGAUCUGUGAGUUGUGGGAUUCCAAAGGAGCAGUAGUGUCAUCAGUCCAGUCCACAUACACACAAACAGAGUCUGAAGUACACAGACAUGAAACACGCAACCAUACUGUAUAUGCUUACACUGUCUCAGGACAAUAUGAAUCUUCAACACAAACACACACAAACGUCUUUCCUAAUGCUUUUGAUUUUGUUCUAUGUUAUAUUGCCAGCUUAAAGCUUUUGCACCACUUUAGAGUUUGUAGCAUUGGGUCAAAACAGAUGUUUGAUUUUGCUGUUUUUAAGACAUGACUUAUAUGUUAUGAAUAUAUAAAAGACAGAAGUAAAAAAUAUACUUGUGUUGCUUUCCUUUGAUCUACUGUAUUUUGUCAAAGUUGCACAACUGACCCAGCGACUGAUGUUGCAUAAAAUGGGACCUGAAAAGAAUCUUUCUAUAUUCUCUCUCUCUCUCUCUCUCUCUCUCUUUAUGUGUUUCUUUCAACUAUCAAACCAUCUUGAGC